Molecule: messenger RNA, 7579 nt
Organism: Micropterus salmoides (largemouth bass)
Lineage: Eukaryota; Metazoa; Chordata; Actinopteri; Centrarchiformes; Centrarchidae
Gene: plagl2
Product: pleiomorphic adenoma gene-like 2
Exons: 4
Coding region: 547-2346 (599 amino acids)
Biological process (GO): regulation of transcription by RNA polymerase II
Cellular component (GO): nucleus
Molecular function (GO): DNA-binding transcription factor activity, RNA polymerase II-specific; RNA polymerase II transcription regulatory region sequence-specific DNA binding
Source: RefSeq, a predicted model, not a curated record
GCCCCAUAACUCCGCUGCAGCCUGAGGGGAGCCAGACGCACUCUCAGGCCCCGAAUAUAGAAAAAUUAUUGGAAAAAAAUCGGAAAAAAUAUUAAAACAACACAUCGAGGGGAGAAAGGAGCGGGGAGCGGCGGCGUGGGCUCUCCCACGGUGGUUUUCUGGUCCGGUCCGGGAUGGAAGGUUACCGGGGCUCCGUGUGAAAUUGACUAAUGCGGUGCUGGAAACUUUUUGGACAGCAAAAAUGCAGAGCAGUGUUUCCCACUCACCGCCAACCAUAGCUGUUGGGACUGGGUGAGGAGGAGACAACAAGUGAAGAAGAGGAGCGACUGAAGCAGAGAGUGAGAGAAGGAAAGUGAGACGAAAGAAGGACAAGUAGGAUUUUACAGAUUUUGGCUUACCUUGAUGUUUCUGCUGGAUCAUUGGCCCUUCCUGUGAGCUGUUGGUCACCUUCUUUUUUGACAAACCCCCCUGUAACUUCCCACGUUGAGCCUGCGAGGCAGGGGAGCCGCAAGUAAAUUUUCAUGGCAGCGGCACUCUAGGGCUGCCAUGGCAGCUGCUGCCGCCGAUGCCUCACACACACAUAUUACUGCACUGACGCUGGAGGAAGAGGGACGACGGACUGCCGCCAAGCUGUUUGGGAGCGCCGCCCCGCUGCCAAGGACAGAAAGAGAAAGAGAGAGAGAGAGGGGGAAAGAGAGGGAGAGGGAAGAAGAAGGAGAAGAGGGAGGGAGAGGGAGUGGGAACGAGUGUUUGGUGUGCGGGGCCCUGUUCGCCUCACAGGAGAAGCUCCGGCUCCACGCCUUGAGUCAUACAGGAGAGAAACCCUUCCGCUGCUCACAGCCACACUGUCCCAAGGCCUUCAGCUCCAAAUACAAACUCUUCAGGCAUAUGGCCACACACUCUCCACAGAAGACCCAUCAGUGCUCGUUCUGUGAGAAAAUGUUCCACCGCAAAGACCACCUGAAGAACCACCUGCAGACCCAUGACCCUAACAAGGAGGCCUUCAAGUGUGAGGAGUGUGGGAAGCACUACAACACCAAGCUGGGAUAUAAGCGCCAUGUGGCCAUGCACUCUGCCACAGCAGGGGAUCUCACCUGUAAAGUUUGCAUGCAGACCUACGAGAGCACACCCAUACUCCUGGAGCACCUCAAGAGCCACUCUGGGAAGUCUUCUGGUGGCGCCAAGGAGAAAAAACACCCGUGCGACCACUGUGACCGGCGUUUCUAUACGCGGAAGGAUGUGAGACGGCACAUGGUGGUCCACACAGGCCGAAAGGACUUCCUGUGCCAGUACUGUGCCCAGCGUUUUGGCAGGAAGGACCAUCUGACACGCCACGUGAAGAAGAGCCACUCGCAGGAGCUGCUGAAGAUCAAGACGGAGCCUCCUGAUAUGUUAGGUCUUUUAGCCUCAGGGUCACCGCCUUGCUCUGUGAAGGAGGAGCUCAGCCCCAUGAUGUGUGGAAUGGGUCCCAAUAAAGACCCAAUGAUGGGCAAACCAUUCCCCAGCGGGGCGCCUUUUCCGAUGGGCAUGUACAACCCCCAUCAUCUCCAGGCCAUGUCUAAUUCUGGGGUGGGUCACCCACACCCGUCCCUGAUGCCCAGUUCCUUGUCUGCAGCUAUGGGCAUGGGCUGUCACAUGGAAUCCCCUGGACCUCUUCAUCCACACUCCCAUCACCACCACCAUCACCACCACCAUCACCACCACCAUCAUUCCCCUCCGCUGCCCCCACACCACCAGCCUCCGGCUCCCCAGCAGCAGCACCAGCCCCAGCAAGCCCCCAAAUACCAGCUGGGAUCUACCUCAUACCUGCUGGACAAGCCCUUGAAAGUGGAGAUGGAGAGCUUCCUCAUGGAUCUGCAGAGUGGCUCGCCAGGCCCGGUUCCCUCUGCUGAGCCCCACGCUGCUGCCUCGUCCCCCAAGGACGGACUGGAGCCCACCUCGGGCCUGGCGGAUGAGCUUUGCGGGGAUCCCCUCCUGUCCAAGAGCCCUGCGGUGAUCGCUGAGUCUCUGUGUGCUGCUAACAUGGACUUCUCCCACCUGCUGGGGUUCCUGCCCCUCAACCUGCCUCCCUAUAGCGCCCCCAUGAGCACGGGAGGGCUGGUGAUGGGCUACACCUCAUCUGCGACCUCUUCGUCUUCCAUCUCCUCUUCCUCAUCUCUGCACGCUGCCGAGGCGCAUUCUGCAGCAGUCGGCACGGCACAUCUUACCUCUUUGCAACCGCAACCUCAGGAGCAGCAGAGCGCCAGUGGUGGUCUAGGCCUCGGACCCCUGCACCCCCUCCCAUCAGUGUUCAGCUCCAGCCUUAGUACCACCACACUGCCUCGCUUCCACCAGGCCUUCCAGUGAGAGAGCCAGCCCUCGGCCCAGCCCCGCCCAGUCAAGAUGGCCUCCACGUCAGCCUCAGCUCAGCUCAUCAUGGAUAUUUUGGGCUGGGGUUCAUUACAGGGCCUGAUCGGAGAAGUUUGAGAAUUUGAAUAAAUAAAUACACAAAUGAACACUUAGAAGCCUUAAAUGAAAGUGCACAAAAGCCUUUGAUUGAGCCUUAAAAGGAAGUUAAACCCCUUUGAGCAAAAAGGAAAAGGUGAGAAAAGAAGUUGAAGCAGCUUUUAUUUGGGCUUUUUCCCCCUAUCCUAUAGUUAUAACAAUGUAUUAACUCUUAUCUUUUUAUUUUUAUUUACUUCCCCUGUUAUCCUCCUUCCAUCCCCUAUUUAGUAGUAUAGAGGGCAGGAUCAGUAGGCCAAAAGGCAUGGUACUGCAUACUUUCUAAAGUAAUAAUAUUAAAAAAAAAAAUCAAAGAUAAUUUUUAGUGAAGAUUAUCUGUCUUGUUGUGAGCCAGAAAAAAAAUAUAGUUUGAAGUGGAUAUUUUGUUUUAUUUUUUUUUUUCCAAAUGUAAGAACAUGGUAGAAGUCUUGAGUUUUGAAACACCUACUCUAAUAACCUGAACUGUCAUGAUCAGUACGGAGAGGAGAGAGAUCAGUGAAGGAAUGAAAGAAAUAGAGACAAUGAGUCAACAAUUGAACCUUAACUCUAAAAUCCUCCUCUAGAUGGCUAGGCUAGAGCCACAAAAGCGACCCCCUGCCUCUAAAAAAAAGUGCUCUUCAAACAAGAAAAAAAAAUAAAUGGAUGUCCCUAUUAUUAUUUUAACUGUAACUGAUGUGCUCCUAGAGUCGGGUCAGUUUUAAUGAAUAUAGCGCACUAAAUGAAAAACAGACUCUUGUCAUAUAACUGAUAAGAUAUCUGUUUGCUGCCAAACACAAAGACCAGUCACACACAUUUUUUUAAAAGAAAAUCAAAAAAGGAAAGAAAUGUGAAAGUGUGUGAGUUGGUUGAAAAUGAUGUAAUAUCAUGCUUGCGUUUUUACUGUUCCUCAAGAGAAGCACUUUUUUUCAGCAGAAGGCACUUCACCUUUAGGAAUCUCUUUGGGAAACCUUUUGUCUCCUUCCUCGUGACUUCUAGAGGUUUUCACUGCCUGAGACAGAGACUUUCUUCUCACUCUCCUUCCUUCACCUGUCUUCCUCCUAACAGUUAUCUUUAAAAGUUCCCAUGAUAUAUACAUAUUUGCAGCUAUUUCUUGGCUGCCCAACAAACCUAAAAUAUCUAUUUUUGGAAUAAAAUACAAACACAUCUUUAGGCAGUCUUUUAAAAAGAUGCAUCAUCAUGGUAAUGAUGAACCCUGACAUAUGUGAAUGGCAAAAAAUAAGAAUUACAGUGACAGAUGAGGAAAAAUGUGUUAAAGAAUGUUAUUGCAGUGUACGAAAUAUCUCAAAAAUGAAUAUUAUCGUUGCUUUUAUCUCAGUAAGGUGUAUUUUAGGUAAACUAAGUGAUGAUGUUUUGUGUCUGGCAGGUUUACAUUUGUGUGUAUCUUGCAUUUUUGAUCAAACAAAUGGAUGAAGUAUUAGCUUUUUCCCUUAAGCUUUCUCUGUCAUAUCCAGUCUUUACCUUUACAUGUACCUGAGUUAGUAUAGUGGAAUCAGAACUGUGGAUGGGAAAUAUAUAUAGAAGGCUGUUAGUGGCUUAAUUAUCAAUUCAAAUUUGAGCUAGAUAGAUUGUGUCAUAGGGAUGCUGACAUGGAUGGCCUAUGAAGUCAUGCCUAGGUCUUUAUCCAGUGGAAUAUGUAACCCCUGUGCUGUGAAGAAAUCCCAGCUGAAGAUCCACCUGAGCUCCCAGGACCUUAGUGGUUUUGGAUGUCUUGGAGUUUAGAUUCUUUCUAACCGUUCACCACCAGCCGAUAAAAACCUGAGCCCAAAGUUAACCUAAGCCUCAAAGUGAAAUAGGUGCUCAUUUUCUAAAGCUCUGUCAGCGGCAUGACCAACACAACCGUCACAUCCUUAACUUCACACAGGGCUGAGCUCCUGCAUCAUCUGUGACAGUUCAUUUUGUGCUUAAAUGUCGUUCCAGUCAUAGAAGAAGACCCGUUCACUUUACUUAUAGCAGUCGUCAUGCCAUAGGCGAGCCCCAACCACCAUUAAUAGUUGAGUAAAAACAAAGAAAAAAAGAAAAAACAUAGCACGUAAAAAUAAAAAAUAAAAUACAUAUUGCUGCUUUUAGCUAUGGUUGCUGACGGAUGACAACUGUAGACCACUAGAACAUUUCAAUUGUUUGCAAGAUGGACAGCGAGCUGAAAACAUGCACAAACCGAACCGACAAAGUGUUCAUCAUCCUCGGGCCCCAUCCCCUCUGUACUCCUCCUCCUCCUCUCUCAGCUGCUUUGUAGAGUUAAAGGAAAAGGGUCUGAAAAUACGGCGAUAUCCGGAAGAAUGCAGCCACCGAAUCCCCGGGCUUUGACAUUCAAAGCACAGCGGGACACAUGACUGACUGCACAACUUGGGAUAUUGCUAAUAGUCGUUUAUUUGUUUUGUUUGUUAUCAUAUGAUAUAUUAUUUUCUGUUUGUAUAAAACAGGACCUCGAAAAACAACACAACACAUCACCUCAAUUUUAUUUGUUUUAUUUUUCUUACCAAAACCUGGGGAGAAGAAACUACAUUUUUGCACAAUUGCUUGUUACAAAAUGCUACAAGUGUUAGGAGCGAUUUUUGAUACUGUAGGGUAUGAAACCCUGACGAUGAGCAGCUGAUGGCUCCUGUGUGUUCGACAGGUGAAUAUUCUUCUUGGAAAGUAGCAGCAGCUGCAUUUCAGAAUCAGCAAGCACUGAUGUAGAAAAAGCUUCCCCGCAGUCUGACUGUUUAAUUGCAACUUCAUUGCUAAAAUUGUAGAUUUUUACAAUCCAAGUUUGGAACUAUUUUACACUUAUUAGUCCCCCCCCCAUCCCCCUCAUGGAAAGUCAGUGUUUUGAUGACUAAAAUGAUUAAACUUUUUAUUGAUUCUAAAAAAAAUCAGCUGUCGGCACCUUUCUGAGAAUUUACAUGAAAUACUGAAAAAAAGACAAGAUUCAAAUAAAAAGGUAAUUUUUAAGAAAAACCCUCUUGGCUUAAGCCAGAUUUGUAGCAAUCAAAUUGAGCAUUUAUAAGGAAAAAGGCUUAUAAGGAAUAAGGUUUUAAGGAAAAGCUUUUGGCAUGUAUUAAGUUUGUCCUCCCUGGGUUUCUGUGAGCUAAUCUGAAUUCUAGCACUUUCAACCUUUAAAAAGAAGAGUAUUUUUUUCUUUAAAAAUUUCAGCUUAUAUGUUCAUGUUUUUAAUUUUGUAUUGAUCCUGUAUAUGUAUGUGCCAUUAGUUUGAUGUGUAGACUUUAUCAACCUUUGUGUAUUUCUUUUCUCCAAAAGAAUAACAGUAUUUUUGAUAGACUUUUCACUAAUAUCCUUCUACAUAAGAGCCCCCCCUGCCCCUUCUCGUUUGAAACCUUUUUGUUUUUUGGGUAACCUGCUUUGCCUUCUCUCUCAUACAUGUAUCUAAUCAAACUCUAUAGCCAAGUGCUUGAAAAGAACAGCGACAACAUGUCUGUUAUUCAGAGGCAGUGAGAAACAAGACCGUUGUCAGUAGAGUGUGAAAGCCACAACCUGACCACAACCUGCCAUUGAAACUCUGUUGCAACAGAGACCCAUCUGCAGGCCAUUUUUAGCCCACGUAACUGAACAAGAAGUGAACAUGAAGUGAGGAGUGACCCCAAAAUAUAGCACUUAAAGCUUACAACCAUGGUCGCUAAACCUGUUGUCCCUGCCAAAAGGAACAUCUUGAUGCUGAUAAUGACUCACUCUAUGAAUAGUACCAUAGUGUGUACAAAUUACAGGUGGCAAUUGGCUAUCACUGGCUUUUAAAUUAAUUGUAUUAAACAUAAACUCAUUAAGUUGUUGAAAAAGAGAACAACUUUUAGAUAUUUAGACAGAAGUGAAACCAUCUUUUUGAAUGCAGAAGUGUGGCUAACUGUACUUGUAGCUGUAAAACACUGACAACAACAGAUCUCACGCCUGUUCUAUGACCUGAGCUCAUAGGGGCCGUUUUUUUAGAGCGAUUUACCCAGGACUGGGUCAGUCAUGCUUCAUAGUGUCAUUCUGGGAAAAAUGGGCCCUGUUUCUGAACUCUGUACCCUGAUGUGUAUGAAAGUCCAAUGCGGCUAAGAAAAGAAAAAACAGGAAAAUUUAGGCAAGAAAUACUCAUGGUUAAUUAAAACUUACUUUUAAUUAUCAGAUACUGUCAAAAUUAUUACUUACUAAGUCAACAUGUUUAAGUCAGAAUAGACUUGGUCUCACAAGGCUAGACCCAUCUCUACACUGAACCCAUUGUGAUUCUGCUUUUUAAAUUUACUUAGUAUAUCAUAAAUUUUACUUACUACAGUAUCUCACACUUGUAAUUUACCGUUGCACAACUUUCCAGCAGUUUUUUCUUUUUCUGUCAGGAAUGGGCUUCUAUAGUCUGAGUGGAAACAAAAAGCUAAUAUCAAACCAGCACGACUCUGAAACACUUGACAUAAAAUUGAUCCUCCCUGACCUCUGACAGUGAUGUUGUUCUGUUCUUUGGCUUGGCUGUGGCUCCAUUACCUCGACCUGCACCUACUAGGGAUGCACUUAUCCUCACCUUUUCCUCUUUACUACUAGGUGCAGAACACAAACAUUUUAAGGGAAUUUGUUCAUCAGUUUAAAAGAAAAACUGACUUGAUUUUAAUAAUGCUCUCUCUCUCUCUCCCUCUCUUUUUUUGUUGCUUUUAGUAAGAAACUGGGUUCUGUCUCAUGCAGGCAACAUCCACAUGUAGUUUUAUAUAUUUCUAGCUUAAUGUAAGUCUUGCAUUCCAACCUCUUUGUGUAUCUCGUUUAGUGACAUAGCGCAUUGUCAUCACUUGCUAUUACAGCCACUUCUGGAAUAAAGAAGGUGAACGAAAAUAGAAUACUUGCAUUCACUUACACUAUUUUAUAUAGCAUGGAGUUUAUCAACUACAGGGAGAAUUAUAUAAACGAUGUGCUUUGGAGAAAGAAAGAAAAUGAGAAGUCUUGCUUUUUUUGUUACAUAUCUCACAUGCAAUCAGUUGCUGCAAUGUAAAAGUGACAGAUUUGUAUAUUGGUUGAUCCAAAGAGAUGAUGAACACAACAACAGAACUAUUGACUUAUUGUACAGUACAGUGUAUCUUUGAGUUGUCAUGUGUUAUGUUGAAAUGAUUAAAAGACAAACCAGCGGUUUCAUACCCUCUUUGAA